AUGACGCCUACAACGCAGCAAACGGCAGCGGCAGCACCCACAAGCGCGACCGUAUCGCGCUCCCGUCCACAAGGCUCGCGCAGGAAAGCAAAUGCACAAGCAGACGACGCAGCAUACCACGCACCCGCGUCCAGUGCUGCAGGAACAAAGCGCGCCGCUGCCGACAAAGCGGAGGGGGAGCCCCGGGUGAAGAGGAAGAGGGUGGACGGGGCAGCUGGCGUGUCGGCAAGCACCAGUGGUAACGCAGGCAUCUCUGUGACCUCUGGACCAAAUGCAGCGAGAAAGGAGCGUUUGGGGUCGGACGGAGAGGCGUCGUUGGUCGACUUCUCCACGCUGCCCCUCUCAGUGCUCCACGAAUACCUUGUCCAGUUCGACCUCGUCCCCGACGUCGACCCAUCCCCGCUGAUUGCAGAUGAUCCCCCACCACCUUCGUCUCUCCUCCGACCACGCGGCCACGGGCGCAGGCACGCGUCUACUGCCAGCCCAGCCCCGUCCUUAUCUAUUACGCCCGCGAACCGACCACGGAGAGAUGUGACUGGCCGGCGGCGGAGUGCGCGGCUAAUCGAGGACGAGCGAGGCUCGGAGCUCUCCGUUGUCCCGAUUCUGGCGGACGGCGACGACGUGCACGGGAUGCUCGCCGCGGUGGCGCAGAGGCAUUUCCGCGAACAUGCAGUGAAGGAGGUGGACACACUGGCUUCGUUCAUGUAUGCGGUCCGAGCCAAGGGUGAGUCCUGGAGGUCGACAAACUUUUACAUCUGGCCUACGGAUCUGAUGUUGGCUAUCGUUGCGCGUAUGCGUACUGAACCCAGUGUUUACAGAAAGUAUGUCAGCUUGAUCAAUGGGUGCAUCUGGCCGUCGUCAACUCCUUCUAUUGUCGAGCUAGAGCAUACUACGAACCUGGGAUAG
Fibroporia radiculosa is the source of this 906-nucleotide messenger RNA. RefSeq lists its product as uncharacterized. Gene Ontology annotation, molecular function: protein binding. NCBI's taxonomy places the organism in Eukaryota, Fungi, Basidiomycota, Agaricomycetes, Polyporales, Fibroporiaceae. The record is from RefSeq and is a predicted model, not a curated record. The transcript is spliced from 4 exons. The coding region runs from base 1 to 906 and encodes 301 amino acids.